AUGUUCCUGCACGAGAUCAAUCGCGCCUUCGAGAUGGUCGAUCCGUUAGCGUUUCAGUCUCGGUACAUGGCGUGGUGGAUUACCCAGGAGAAGAAGGAGGUUCAGGGAGACAUGAAGGUUUCGGAUGAGGAUUUGGAUUUCGGAUUGCUCAUGAUUCGAGUUUCGUUGCUCAGUAUUCAGUGUCUACCCCACGCCCGGUAUCCCACCGCUGGGGUCUUUAGCGCACCGAUCGCCACCAUCGAGCAGUGGCUCUGUUCCACUGCUGACGAGAUUGAGAAGACGACCAGCUCGAAGAAGCCGACUCUCACGACCGUCCAGCAUCGUUUCUACCAUGUCUUGUAUUUAAAGAACUACGCCCGCGUCCGCGAAUGCUGGGCCACACUCAGUGCGACCGUGAAGGAUGCCCAUGAGAUUGGAUUACAUCUGAAAGACCCCGGGUUCCCGCUCACGGACUUGGAGAAGGAGUUUCGCCGACGAGCAUUCUGGAACCUCUAUGUGUGGGAUCGGUUUCAUUCGGCGUUCUUUGGUCACUGGCCUCUGAUUCCCGAGGGCUACUUCGAUAUUGAGCUCCCCAUCGACAACAUGCAACCCCUCCAAGUCACUCCCUACAUGCUCACCCCAUUCACCGACCGCAUAUUUCACAUCAAAUUAGCCCGCUUCUUGACUGCCUUCAUGAGUCCUCCGUCUUGGAAGCAGGACCAAGUGACUCCCACCAUCAUCGAAGAUUUCGCCGAGCGUUUCAAGCAACUACCCCCGCCCUUCUGGCUGGACAAUCCCGACACCUCCUGGGAUGCAGUGGAACCGACCUUCCCUUCGAAGCGGGAAAUGCUGCAUAUGUUCCUCCUCGGCACGCAAGCGUCGCUGUACCGAGCCUUCUCCGACCCCUGUGAUAGCUUACAUCAAAACAAACAUGCUCAUCACAAUUACCGCACCGACAUGCUUGCCCUCCGCCACCGCCGCAAACUCAUGGAGAUCAACUGCAAGAUCAUCCCCUCCAUAGCUCGACUCUACAUGCUCAGUGGGGACGAGGAUGGCGGCAUGCCUGAGCGACUCUUCCUUUUCCCCACAUCUCUCGUGGAAGCGUUAGCCGCCUUGGGCGUCUGUCUCCUUUCGGUGCAAGCCGAUGAGCGGAAUCUGCUGCUGGAUGGCAUUCGAAUUGAGCCCGACGAGGAGUUGCGCCACAGCUACGCCAUCUUCUUUGACGGAUUCAAUCUACUUUGCCGCCAGGGCCAGAAGCACAGCAUUGCGAAGCGGGGCGUGAAGAUUCUUGAAAGUCUCCACGGGACGCUGCGGGCGUCGCUGCGGAGCCCCGAUCUACUGAACACGGAGAAUGGGGGCGCGAUCCCGGAGAUCAAUGGUGCCAGCCACCCUUCCUACGCUGGUGGAUACCAACUGGAGCAUGCGUUGGUGUCGUUCCAUCGCCAGCGUGGAGAACGGGCCCAGCUGGCACCCUCCGUGACUCUCCCUGAAUGGCUGCCAUCCUUUAUGGAAUCGCCCGGCCGAUCCUGGCUGUUCCAUGAUAUGUCUGCCUAUGGGGACCUCCUGGCGUAA
Penicillium chermesinum is the source of this 1551-nucleotide messenger RNA. Its product is annotated as fungal specific transcription factor domain-containing protein. Gene Ontology annotation, cellular component: nucleus. Gene Ontology annotation, biological process: DNA-templated transcription. The transcript has 3 exons. The record is from RefSeq and is a predicted model, not a curated record. Gene Ontology annotation, molecular function: DNA binding; zinc ion binding. Lineage: Eukaryota; Fungi; Ascomycota; Eurotiomycetes; Eurotiales; Aspergillaceae. Bases 1 to 1551 code for a protein of 516 amino acids.